This is a messenger RNA of Phanerochaete carnosa HHB-10118-sp, 1188 nucleotides long. RefSeq lists its product as uncharacterized. The transcript is spliced from 2 exons. The record is from RefSeq and is a predicted model, not a curated record. NCBI's taxonomy places the organism in Eukaryota, Fungi, Basidiomycota, Agaricomycetes, Polyporales, Phanerochaetaceae. Bases 1 to 1188 code for a protein of 395 amino acids.
AUGAUCAACCUUUCCGCUGCUAACCUUCUCCUUGCCCUCGCUGUCGCCUCUGGUGCGCUCGCAGGCCCGGUUGUUACGGUUGUGCCGGUUUCAGUCGAGUCUCCUACUCCUGCCAGCUCAGUUGUCAUCGAGUCCCCCAACCCCUCUUCUUUAGUCUUUAUUGAGUCUUCCACACCUGGAAGCGUAGUCAGCACCUUCAUCGAGUCGGCAACUCCUUCUGCCUCCUUCAUCCGGUCGGCAAACCCUUCCGUCUCUUUCAUCGAGUCGGGGACCCCCUCCAUCUCUUUCAUCCGGUCGGCGACCCCUUCCGCCUCCUUCGUCAGGUCGGCGCCCCAUUCCGUCUCCUUCAUCGAGAGUGCUACCCCAAACAGCAUGCAAGGCACAUGCACCGGACUGCCGAUUGUCACCGUCACCGUCACCAAGACCGUCACUCCCACGGCCGUCAGCGCCGGGCCCUCCGGCAUCGCGAGCGACUUCUUCGCCUCCAUCGACAGCUCGUCCUCUGGUGUGGUCAGCAGCUUCAAUCCCUCUAGCAUUGUGAGCAGCUUCCCCUCCUCCAUCGGCAUCUCGCCCUCUGGCAUCGUCAGCAGCUUCAAUCCCUCCGGCACUGUGAGCAGUUUCCCCUCUUCCAUCGGCAUCUUGCCCUCUGGCAUCGUCAGCGGCUUCGAUCCCUCCGGCACCGUGAGCAGCUUCCCCUCUUCCAUCGGUAGCUCGCCCUCUGGCAUCGCCAGCAGCUUCAAUCCCUCCAGCGGCUUCAAUCCCUCCAGCAUUGUGAGCAGCUCCCCCUCUUCCAUCGGCAUCUCGCCCUCUGGCAUCGCCAGCAGCUUCAAUCCCUCCGGCACUGUGAGCAGCUUCCCCUCCUCCAUCAGCAUUUCGCCCUCUGGCACCGUCAGCAGCUUCAAUCCCUCCAGCGGCUUCAAUCCCUCCAGCGGCUUCAAUCCCUCCAGCAUUGUGAGCAGCUUCCCCUCCUCCAUCGGCAUCUCGCCCUCUGGCAUCACCAGCGGCUUCAAUCCCUCCGGCACCGUGAGCAGCUUCCCCUCCUCCAUCGGCAGCUCGCCCUCUGGCAUCGCCAGCAGUUUCAAUCCCUCCGGCACUGUGAGCAGCUUCCCCUCCUCCAUCGGCGUCUCGCCCUCUGGCAUCGUCAGCAGCUUCGGGGACGAGCCCUCUGGCGUCGUGAGCACCUUUUGA